Macrobrachium nipponense is the source of this 1217-nucleotide messenger RNA. Its product is annotated as pseudouridylate synthase TRUB1-like. Lineage: Eukaryota; Metazoa; Arthropoda; Malacostraca; Decapoda; Palaemonidae. Gene Ontology annotation, molecular function: pseudouridine synthase activity; RNA binding. The transcript is spliced from 7 exons. The record is from RefSeq and is a predicted model, not a curated record. Bases 370 to 1128 code for a protein of 252 amino acids. Gene Ontology annotation, biological process: mRNA pseudouridine synthesis; tRNA modification. Gene Ontology annotation, cellular component: mitochondrion.
UUUCUUUUUGACAGAUUCAAAAUCUAUAUUUUCAAUUAGCUGUAACAUAGAAAAGUUAGGCAUAGCUUUACAGCCAUUCGGACACGUUGUUUACAAUGUCACUGAACGGAUGAAUCAAAAUACCAAUUCCUAUGCGUGUUCUCAAGUCUCUUUCUCCUGUCAUUACUAAUACUGCUCUGUCUUGAUGAAAACUUUCUGGUGUUAACUUCCUGAGGAAAACCGUUGACCUCUAUUCAUAAUAGUUUGAGAUUUUUGUCCAGCUGAAAGUGACAAUAUCGACAGAGGCUAGUUAAAGGUACACACUAGCCAUAGUUAUCUCAUUGGUCAAGUAUAGGCUAGCUAAGACAAGCCGAGGAAGUGCAGUCAAGUAUGAGUGGGCGUUUAAGGAGCUUAAAUGGAAUCUUCCCAGUUUUGAAACCACAUGGGAUAACGUCAGCUCAGUUGUUAAACAUAAUUAAGGAGAAAUUAGCAGAAGAAAUACCUUCAGGUCAUAAGUCUGUAAUGAAAAUGGGACAUGGUGGGACACUGGACUCUACAGCCACUGGUAUCGUAGUUGUUGGCAUUGGGAAUGACUGUAAAAGACUGAAAGUCUUUUUGAACAGUGAGAAAAGUUACUUUGUUCGAGGUCAGCUUGGAAUAGCUACAGAUACUUACAAUGAAACUGGUCAAGUUCUGAUGGAAAGAAGAUAUGAUCAUGUUACAGAAAACUUGUUGCAGGAGAGACUAAAGGAAUUUGAAGGGCGGAUAAAACAAACACCCCCUGUGUAUUCUGCCUUGAAAAAAAAUGGAAAAAGAUAUUCUGAUUUGGCCAGAGAGGGAAUUGAACUUGAAUUGAAGCCAAGAUUUGUUCACUGUUAUGAGUUGAAGUUGACUGAAUUUAAUCCACCAUAUUUUGCCUUGACUGUUUCUUCUGGCCCAGGCUUUUAUAUCCGUAGUUUAAUACAUGAUCUUGGCCAAGCAGUUGGAAGCUGUGCACAUGUUCAAGAACUGCAACGCACACAGCAAGGUCCAUUUCACAUAAAGGAUGCUCUUUCUGAGAGUCAGUGGAAUUUAGAGCAUAUAAGCUGGUGUAUAAGUAAAUGGAGAGGUAGACUACAGAGCUACUUUUUCAGUGCUGAUAAAUGGUAAGCAUAAUUAGUUAUAUCUUAUACUGUACCCAAGAUCAUAUUGUCAAGUUCAUUUGUAUAAUAAUAUAAUAUUUAUUUGGCUUUGUAGUC